UCAAUUCUGCAAGUGGUUCUGAUUUACUAUCGCUGUUCUCUAGUCGGUCUAAAACCGCUUUUGACCUAAAAGGACCCUUUUUGGACACCAUGGACAUUUCUCUGUUUCCAGGCAGAAAGAACAGUAAAAAUGCAGGCAGGGCACAGGACAAAGCACUCGGGACAAAAUGUAUGUGAAAUGGUUUGAUACAGAAAUGUUAUACUUUUUACAACUUUCAAAUUUCCCGCCAGUUCUGUCCCCCGUAUGUCCUGACGUCGCAGGGAACGGAACCCGGAAGACAGAUGCCGGCAUCGGCCGGAGGACAUUACAGGGGACACUGCAGGAGGGACAU
Molecule: messenger RNA, 331 nt
Organism: Staurois parvus
Lineage: Eukaryota; Metazoa; Chordata; Amphibia; Anura; Ranidae
Source: the annotation of a GenBank genome assembly